GGGUGUGGAGGGAGACUCCUCCCGACAUGCCCCGCGGGGCAGCGGCGCUGCCUGGAGACCGCCGGCGGGGUGGGGCGGGGAGGAUGUUGUGGACGCCGCGGGGCGAGGCGGCAGCAGGGCACGAUAGGAUACGGUGCGGCGCUGCGGGGUCCGCUACGGAGGAUGUGGCGGCAGCGCUGGCGGCAGCAGCGGCAGGAGGAGCGGGGAGCGAUGCGGUACUGCGCGCCGGGGCCCUGGCCGCACGGCGGAGGCGCGCUCACCACCCUCCUGCUGACAGCGUUUUUGUUAAGCUGUGCUGAUGGCAAUAGCGGAACAGUUAACUGGACGACUAAGCAAGCCCACAGUUAUAUUAUCAGCAGAAUAAAGGCUGUUGAGAAGAAUGUGUACACGAUUCUGUCUAAGGUGCACUCUGAUCGGAAUGUAUACCCUUCUGCUGGAGUUCUUUUUGUUCAUGUUUUGGAGAGAGAGUACUUUAAGGGGGAAUUUCCUCCUUACCCAAAGCCUGGUGAAAUAAGUAAUGAUCCUAUAACAUUUAAUACCAAUUUAAUGGGUUACCCUGACAGACCUGGAUGGCUACGCUAUAUACAAAGGACACCAUACAGUGAUGGAGUGCUGUAUGGCUCACCAACUGUAGAAAAUGUGGGCAAACCAACCAUCAUUGAGAUCACUGCAUAUAACAGACGUACCUUUGAGACAGCAAGACAUAAUUUGAUCAUUAAUAUAAUGUCAGCAGAAGAUUUUCCUUUACCGUAUCAAGCGGAGUUCUUCAUACGGAAUAUGAAUGUAGAAGAAAUGUUAGCAAGUGAAGUUCUUGGUGACUUUCUUGGAGCAGUGAAAAAUGUAUGGCAGCCAGAACGUUUGAAUGCUAUAAACAUUACUUCAGCCCUCGACAGAGGAGGGAGAGUUCCACUUCCUAUUAAUGACAUGAAAGAGGGUGUGUAUGUUAUGGUUGGGGCAGAUGUUCCAUUCUCCUCAUGCUUACGAGAAGUGGAAAACCCGCAAAAUCAGCUGAGAUGCAGUCAAGAAAUGGAGCCUGUAAUAACCUGUGAUAAAAAAUUUCGUACUCAAUUCCAUAUUGACUGGUGUAAAAUCUCUCUGGUUGACAAUACAAAGCAAGUUUCCACCUUUCAGGAAGUGAUUCGUGGAGAAGGGAUAUUGCCUGAUGGUGGAGAAUACAAGCCACCUUCUGAUACACUGAAAAGCAGAGACUAUUACUCAGAUUUCCUAAUUACACUGGCAGUGCCCUCAGCAAUAGCACUUGUGCUUUUCCUAAUACUGGCCUAUAUCAUGUGCUGCCGACGGGAAGGAGUGGAAAAGAGAAACAUGCAAACACCAGACAUCCAGUUGGUCCACCACAGUGCUAUACAGAAAUCAACCAAAGAGCUUCGUGACAUGUCUAAAAAUAGAGAGAUAGCAUGGCCUCUUUCCACACUCCCAGUGUUCCACCCAGUUACUGGUGAGAUUGUACCCCCCCUUCACACAGAUAGCUACGAUAACACCAGUAUGCCACUGAUGCAGACACAGCAGAACCUGCCUCAUCAGACUCAGAUUCCACAGCAGCAGAGUGCAGGAGAAUUUCGUAUGACAACAUUUCAAAGAUUUGAGGUAAAUGGUAUUCCUGAGGAAAGAAAACUGACAGAAGCAAUGAAUUUGUAAUUGGAGAAGGCAGCAAAUUGUCUUACUUCCUUAUUUGUUCUGAUUGAUGCAUGAGUUUUUCUGGUGUACAUUGUGCAUGCCCACAGUAUUGAGAUGAUUUCAGUGCCAGAGAGUACAAUCACUUCCACACAACUAAUGUACUGUAUCCUUUUGUACUUUGGACGUUUUUGACAAUUUGUAAACACUGAUAACUUUUUAUAUUUGUUACAUUCAGAAAAGAAUCUUUCAAAUAUAUGUAUUAAUAAAUAUCAGACUUUAUUCUGUCUUGUGAGCUCCCCUGAAAGAUUUAACAGGGAAAGCAAAGCUUCGAAAUAAGCACCAGGUUUGAAGGGUUGCUUGCAGAUUCUGUUGGAUGGGAUGAUACAACUGCCUUACGUUUGCACACAAAAAGCACUUGUGUGUAAGCAUGAAAACUUGUGCGUUAUCCUGAGGCUCAGAAUAGGAUUCCAGAUUUAGUAGGCUUUAGUUUUUUAGAGAUUAUCAAAAUUUAAUGAGCAAAGUUAUUUUUGGAAGGAAAAAAAAAACCCUAACAAAAACCCCCAAACCAAACCCUAAAACUACUCCUGUUGAAAAUUGGAUUUCUGUUCCUUUACCAGAUCUUUACUCUAUUUGAAAGCAAUAAAACAUUUAAAAUCUGUCCAUUCAUUCAUCUGGUUAUGUUAGACAAGACUGUUGAAAACUACUGUAGGCAGAAAUUAGUGACUGCAGAUAAGCAAGAGAAACUUUUGUUACGGACUUUCAACUCUUUAAACAUACCCUUUACAUUUUUGUGUGUGUGAUGUUGCUGAUGCCCCAGUGCAGUUUAUUUUUUAUAUCAUCUUCCACAUUCUUUGUUCUUUCUGGAGCAGAGUUGUGGGAGAAUGAGUGAUCGAAUAAACCAGGGGUUAUUUUUUAGCAUCUUAAAAAGGAAUUGAUUGAACACACACCUUUCCAGAGGCGCUGAUUUUGAGAGGUGUUUGUGCAGCCAAAAGCUUAAUAAUCCCAACUUUGUUAAAAGGAUCUGAACUGAGGUUGCCUCAUUUUUCAGUAGCUGGUGAUAAUUUAUCUCCUGACGCUUUUCUGUGUAUUUUAAGUGUAUUUUUCUGAUGCUUCUUUAAAUCCUCAAAUACAGCGUAGCACAGGACUUCAGGGUCUCCAGCUCACACCAACAGCUCUUGCACUUUGAACUUGCAGCACUGUACUGGUUUGAGCUGACACACUUUGCCUUUUCUCUGCAGUGUUUUCUCUUUCAGCAGCUUUAUGUUUAUCAGGACAUUGCCAUGUAAGCAAAAAGCUGCAUCUGCUAAUUGCUAAAUGCUGGCUGCAUCGCCUUAGCUGAGGUUUCUGAGGUCUCUGCUAAGAUAAAUUGGGAGUAACACAGGAAUUUAAGACUGAGACUAAAAAGAAACUGGAAAAUAAGAUAAGAGUUUGGUCUUUUUACAAAGUAGGUUUUUUUUUUCUUUAAUGUUUUAUGGUUAUGACCCUGUUUAUUCAAAGCACAAAACUUCACGUCACUUUUUAAGCAAACAAUGGUGUGUUAAUAGGCUUAGACCUGAAUGCAACAUCUCAGUGGAUAGUUAAAACAAGUCAUGAGCUGCUUUUUUAGACACAUUUUAUGCAAUGAGUAUGACUGUUGCAGUAAGGUGUACAGUCAGCACCCCAUACAUUUUAGGCACUUGUAUAUUGUCAAGCCUUAAACGUCAAGAAUUUACAAGGCUGCCCUAAAUGCGAAGCAUGACCUAUAGAAUGUGUUAACAAAUGCCCCUAGCCACAGGCAUAAUGCUGGUGGUUAUGCUAGAAGAGGUAGCUCAGCUACAGCUGCAGAAGUUGAAAGCCAAGGUAGUUAUUGAAACAGUCGGAACAAAGAGCCAUUCCUACUUGCCUCCAAAGCAGCAUGCAUCAUGCCCACCUACCUCAUCCAAAAGGGACCAGGGAAGGGGUUUCAUCAGGCAGCCAGCCUCCUAAGCCCUCCUUUUUCCAGCAGCUUGGAUCAGUGAAAAGUGAACUGGGGACCUGCACACUGCGGUAUAUAGAAAUUACUAAUGUACAACUUUUAUCCCUGCUGUGAGGAAUCCGAGUCCAAUAAAUAUUUGUUUUUUUCCCUUGGUUCGAUUAGUUUCUAUGACUGUUUUCAAACCAUGAGCUGUCAGUGCUUUCAAACAGAAAUGAAUGGAAUGGAUUUUAAAUAAUGAUUUUUAAUGCAGUGUAAGAUGAAACUUUGUAAAUAGUAUUGGGUCUAGAUCAUAACAAUUUCUGAUAACUUGAGGACUAUGACAAUCAAUUAUCUACCAGUUGAGCUGCUCCCCUCUUACCUGUAUUAAUAUGUAACAGUGCCAAUAUACCUAUGGAAAUUUCUGAAGCUGUUAUGUACAUGUAUGAGGAAUCAGUGUGUGCCGGGGGGGUGCUCCACCUGUUCUGAAAAGAAUCUCCUGGUGUAGGUGACUUGAGUAUUAAGCACACCUGAACUAUUUCAUGAUUGAAAGGUUCAUUUAUUUGAGGCAAGUUUAAUAAAAUAUUUAUUUUUUCAUUUUAAAACAAUUACUAUGGAAGCAUAGAUUUAUAAAGCUGGCUAAAGACAUGUAAUGGUUAAAGAAUUAGUAACAGGUGAAAGUGGUGAUAGUUAAAACAGUACAUUCCCAUCCUCUUUUAAUGAUGUACGAUGACUGUUUGAAACUGAUAUUGUGUUGAUGAAGUGAUGGUUGCAACCAAAUCAAAUAGAAAGCACUACAGAUGUCUUUGUAAAUAUAUGAAAUGUAAAAUCUAAUAAAUAGAAAAAAAUGAAGUA
This is a messenger RNA of Pezoporus occidentalis (night parrot), 4420 nucleotides long. It is a transcript of the gene SGCE, whose product is annotated as sarcoglycan epsilon. The transcript has 13 exons. Gene Ontology annotation, cellular component: sarcoglycan complex; membrane. The coding region runs from base 163 to 1656 and encodes 497 amino acids. NCBI's taxonomy places the organism in Eukaryota, Metazoa, Chordata, Aves, Psittaciformes, Psittacidae. The record is from RefSeq and is a predicted model, not a curated record.